GAGCCGCGGGCUCAGAGAGGACCCUGUCCCGGGCCACGUCGAGCCUGGGAUCCCCCGGCAGCCCUGGGCCCCUCACUCCUUGUGCGAUGAGGACCCUCGCCCUCAUCCAGCGCCCACGCUCUGAGCCAGCGGAGACCUGACUCAGUUUCCCCAGGGGCCCUGAGAGGCCUGCCCGCCUGGUCUGGCCUCGGCAUCUCCAAGACACCCCUACUCCCCACCGCGAGGUCCACGGAGCCCCAGGUGCACCUGAUCCUGUGCCAGCCAUUCCCGUCUGCGACCUCAGCCCAAUGGGGUGGUGACCGUGCCCAGUGGACCCCGGCGGCGCCAUGUGGCCCAACAGCAGCGCCCUGGGGCCCUGCUUCAGGCCGACCAACAUCACCCUGGAGGAGCGGCGCCUGAUCGCCUCUCCGUGGUUCGCCGCCUCCUUCUGCCUGGUGGGCCUGGCCUCCAACCUGCUGGCGCUGAGCGUGCUGGCAGGCGCAAGGCAGGGGGGCUCCCACACCCGCUCCUCCUUCCUCACCUUCCUCUGCGGCCUGGUGCUCACCGACUUCCUGGGGCUGCUGGUCACCGGCACCAUCGUGGUGUCCCAACACGCCGCCCUCUUUGACUGGCACGCCGCCGACCCCAGCUGCCGCCUCUGCCGCUUCAUGGGCGUGGCCAUGGUCUUCUUCGGCCUGUGCCCGCUGCUGCUGGGCGCUGCCAUGGCCUCAGAGCGCUACCUGGGCAUCACCCGGCCCUUCUCGCGGCCGGCCACCGCCUCGCAGCGCCGCGCCUGGGCCAUGGUCGGGCUGGUGUGGGCCGCCGCGCUGGCGCUGGGCCUGCUGCCCCUCCUGGGCCUGGGCCGCUACACCGUGCAGUUCCCUGGCUCCUGGUGCUUCCUCACGCUGGGCAAGGAGCCCCACGAUGUGGCCUUUGGUCUGCUGUUCGCGCUGCUGGGUGCCCUGUCCGUCGGCCUGUCCUUUCUGCUCAACACCAUCAGCGUAGCCACGCUGUGCCAUGUCUACCACGGGCGGGAGGCCGCCCAGCAGCGGCCCCGGGACAGUGAGGUGGAGAUGAUGGCCCAGCUCAUGGGCAUCAUGGUGGUGGCUAGUGUCUGCUGGAUGCCCCUGCUGGUCUUCAUCACGCAGACCCUGCUGCGGACGCCACCAGUCAUGAGCCCCACUGGCCAGCUGCCCCGAGCCACGGAGAAACAGCUGCUCAUCUACCUGCGCGUGGCCACCUGGAACCAGAUCCUGGACCCCUGGGUCUACAUCCUCUUCCGGCGCGCUGUGCUCCGCCGCCUGCACCCUCGCCUCAGUGCCCGGCCCAGGCCGCUCUCUCUCAGGCCCCAGCUCACCCGGGAGCCCGUGCGCCAGUAGGACUUGGGGUGGACACCGAGGGUGGCUCUGGAAGGACAGGCAGCGACUCUUGCCAGCCGGCUUAAGCCUCCUGUCUGUCCUGCCACUUAGGUCUGCCUGUCUGGGUGUUCAGGAGCCCAGGGCGCUGCAGGGACAGUGGCCUCUGUAGGGUUGGCGUCUCCUGACUCAUGGACCUGCCCCCAAGCAGGCCAUGCAGACUCCUUCGUAAUGACUUUUCUCAAUUUUAAUCGUAGCCUAAAUAUAGCCAUAAAUGCUUCCGAUGUAACAUUUCUUAGGUGAUAUGAAUACUAACAGCAAAAUUGGUUUUGUAAAAUCUUUCUAUAUUGAAUUCCAACAUCAUGAGUUAAGAGGCAGCGCCUAAAAUUUUUUUUUAAUUAAAAAAAUAUUUCUUUGCCUUUUAAAAUGUUUAAUCUGCUUUUAAGAGAGAAAAAAAUGUAAUCCUUUUCUAAGAAAUCUCAAACUAUAGAUACAAUGUCUACAGUUACCAUUACGAAUUGCUACAAUGUUGUACUAAAAAGCUGGGAAGGUCGACAAAUACCAGGGAGUGGAAAACACCCCCCCCUACGCCUCCCUGGCCACAGGGAGCGUUGUGAUUCGUGCAGGCGGAGUCACGUGACCGGGAUCCGCGUUAUGAUUGGGUGAUCAUGACAGCGCCCACCUGAGCGCCAUUGGAAGGUUCAGGGACUCAAUCCGCGGCAGCUUUUGAGCCUCAUAGUCUUGUGGGAACGCAGCGGAUACAUGUAAGCUGGGCUUUUUUGUUGGGUUUUUCUUUUUUUAAUGAUCACUGACUACAGGAAUAUUUUUAUUAAAAAAUAUAAUAAAGUUCUGA
Messenger RNA from Echinops telfairi (small Madagascar hedgehog), 2187 nucleotides. It is a transcript of the gene TBXA2R, whose product is annotated as thromboxane A2 receptor. NCBI's taxonomy places the organism in Eukaryota, Metazoa, Chordata, Mammalia, Afrosoricida, Tenrecidae. The coding region runs from base 327 to 1358 and encodes 343 amino acids. Gene Ontology annotation, molecular function: thromboxane A2 receptor activity. The transcript has 3 exons. Gene Ontology annotation, cellular component: plasma membrane. The record is from RefSeq and is a predicted model, not a curated record. Gene Ontology annotation, biological process: adenylate cyclase-activating G protein-coupled receptor signaling pathway; positive regulation of vasoconstriction; positive regulation of cytosolic calcium ion concentration.